Messenger RNA from Cinclus cinclus, 3418 nucleotides. It is a transcript of the gene USP16, whose product is annotated as ubiquitin specific peptidase 16. The coding region runs from base 721 to 3216 and encodes 831 amino acids. Lineage: Eukaryota; Metazoa; Chordata; Aves; Passeriformes; Cinclidae. Gene Ontology annotation, biological process: regulation of gene expression; regulation of cell cycle. The record is from RefSeq and is a predicted model, not a curated record. Gene Ontology annotation, molecular function: zinc ion binding; cysteine-type deubiquitinase activity; cysteine-type endopeptidase activity. The transcript has 18 exons. Gene Ontology annotation, cellular component: nucleus; cytosol.
CGGUCCAAUCGGAAGCCAGCGAGGCCGGGUCACGGGGGCGGCCCAGGCCCGGGCCCGUCCGGGGUUCACCUGCUGCCCGGGGAGGGACGGGAGGUGCGGGCUGGCGGCGGCGUGAGGCGCGCUGCCCUCCGCUCCCCGGGGGUUCCCCGAGCGGGGCUCUGCGUUUUUUUUUUUUUUUUCAGGCUGUCAGGCAAACGCAGGUGCGCGUUUGGUCGUUUACAGACCGCUCUGUCUUAUUGUAAAAGGAAGAUAUAAAAUUCUUAAGUCGUUUCGGCUGUGCAUUUCCUCGUGAGGGCUGUGGCCUGGAAAGGCUGGUGUAGAGCCUGUCGGACAAGUCUGCCCAGGCACAGCGUGGCUUAAAUUAACAGCCUCACGUGUUGAUGCCGUCCUGCCUUCCCGGCAGAAACAAGGACAAUUUGGAAAGGAUUUCGUUAAUUAAAAGUUGCUCAUACAAGAUCAAGCGCUGCAGCUUUUUGCAAAAAAACGUGCUGUAGAGGAAGGUUGUUGGAUCAACAGUUACCUUUUUUCUGAACAAGCUGAACGCUGAGUUGCAAAAGUUGGUAAUUCUGCUGUCGAUGAAGUGACUGCCAGGCAGCCGUCACCAACUGGGUGCUGCUCUGAGAGCAUGCUCAUGCGAACAUGCUCGUGUUUGUAAAAUGGCUUUUCAUACAGAAUGUCCUCUGUCACUGUUCCCUUUAGGAACAAUUACAGACAACAAAGAUGGGGAAGAAACGCAUCAAAGGCAAAACUGCACAGUCUGAUGAGUCUCCAGAUAUACCGAAACCUGUGUGCAAGCAUAUUCGUAAAGGACUGGACCAAGGGCAUGUGAGAAAGGCACUGCAGAAUGUGGAAUGGCGUGUUUGUCAGGACUGCAAGGCAGACAGUAAGACACAAGAGAAGGCUGAGGAGGAGGAGGAGGAGACUGAAGGCACUUCGAUAUGGUUAUGCCUAAAAUGUGGCCAUAGGGGCUGUGACAGAAGUUCUCCAGACCAGCAUGCUUUAAAGCAUUAUAAAACACCAAGAUCAGAUCCCCACUCUUUGGUUCUCAGUUUGGACAACUGGAGUGUGUGGUGCUACCCAUGUGAUAAUGAAGUUCCUUAUAAAACUUCAACACUUUUGGGCCAGACUGUGGAUUUUGUUAGAAAACAAGUUGGUAUUGACUCAUUACAUGCAGCAGAAAAACAAGAGAACAAAAAAGUUGAAAAUAAAAAAGUAGAAAAAGACAGCAAAAAUGAGCAAGAAAAAGAAGAUUCACAAAAAGAAGAAAAUUCUCAUUCAACUGCUAAUGGAGAAGUCACUGUGAAAGGACUUAGUAACUUGGGGAAUACAUGUUUCUUUAAUGCAGUGAUGCAGAAUUUAUCACAAACUCCAGUCCUGAGAGAGCUGCUUAAAGAAGCUAAAAUGCCUGGCACAACAAUUAAAAUUGAGUCACCUGAGCUAUGCACGCUCUGUUGCUUUUCUUUCAAACAGGAACCUCAGCUAAUAAAACUAGAUCAGCCAGGUCCUUUAACACUAGCCAUGCAUCAGUUUGUGACAGAAAUGCAAGAGACAAAAAAAGGGGUAGUGACUCCUAAGGAACUUUUUGCUCAGGUUUGUAAAAAAGCAAUACGGUUCAAAGGUUAUCAGCAGCAAGACAGUCAUGAAUUGCUUCGUUAUUUACUUGAUGGAAUGAGAGCAGAAGAAAUCCAGCAAAUAAGUGUUGGAAUACUAAAGGCGCUGAGUGACUCUAACAAACAAAAUGAAGAAGAACUUAAAAAGAAAAUUAAAGAAUAUGAAAAGAAAAAGGGAAUACAAAGUUUUGUAGAUCGAAUCUUUGGUGGAGAAUUAACCAGCACAAUUAUGUGUGAAGAAUGCAGAACUGUAUCCUUGGUCCAUGAGUCCUUCCUUGAUUUGUCGCUUCCCGUACUAGAUGUUCAGAAAGUGAAAAUUACAAAGAGAGAAAGCAUUAAAAAAAACAAAGAAAAGGAAUCUGAAGAUGAAGAGGACAAAAUCAAUGACCAUUACCUUAAGCAGAAAUAUGAACCCCCUGGUAUGAGUAAACACCUUCAGAAAAAAAUGAAGAAACAGACCAAAAAACAAGCCAAGAGCCAACGCCAGCAGCAAAAGCUUCAAGGAAAGGUGCCUCACUUGACAUAUCUCUGCACAAUGGAACAGCCAGAGAGAGAUGUCGAGUACAACCAAGAAUCAGAUACUGAAAUGAGCUCUGAAACUCCUGAUAAGAAGCAAGAAGAGGAAUCAUCACAUGAUUGUGAAGAUCACUGCUUAACUCAAAAAGACUUGAGUAUACAGGGAAAUAGUUCAGAAAUUCAGAGCAGGCAUGAAAAUGCAGGGAAGCCAGAACAAGAGUUCGAAGAAAAGGAGUCUGUCACGGAUCUCUCUAUGGAAGGCUUAGAUUCUCCUGUGAAGUUUGUCAAUGGCCUUGAUGACCUGUCUUUGAAAGAGGAGGAUGAUGACAACGAAGAUGAGGAAGAGCUUGCUACGGACUUUUCAAAACUCCACUUGAAUGCCAGUGAAUCUGACACAAGUACCUUGGAUGGCCUUCAGCCUGAUGCUAACAAGACAUGCGAAGUAUCUACCGAUGACCCCGAAACGGCAUUUUGUACUCUGGCAAACAGGGAAGAGCUGAACCCUCAGGAAGAUUCAAUCCAUCAUUGUUUGUAUCAAUUUACCCGUAACGAAACACUUACCGAGACCAAUAAACUACUGUGUGACGUGUGUACACAAAGGCAUUGUGGACCAAAGAACAACAUAAAAAGUGAAAAGAAGUAUGUUUAUACUAAUGCCAAAAAGCAGAUGCUCAUCUCUCUAGCUCCUCCAAUUUUAACCCUUCACUUAAAGAGGUUUCAGCACGCUGGAUUUAAUCUGCAGAAGGUUAACAGGCAUAUCAAGUUCCCAGAGGUGAUAGACUUGGCUCCUUUCUGUACAGCUAAAUGUAAAAAUGUGGCUGAAGGGAAUACAAAGGUCUUGUACUCUCUCUAUGGAGUUGUUGAACACAGCGGAACAAUGAGGUCUGGGCACUACACUGCCUAUGUUAAAAUGAGAGCUAUGAACAACCACCUCUCUGAUCUUGUCCUUCGAGGACAAUCUCAAGCUUCAGAAACUGAGCCAGUCAAAGGUCAGUGGUUCCACAUCAGUGAUACCCAUGUACAACCUGUCUCUGUGUCCAAAGUGCUGAGCUCCCAAGCCUAUCUUCUGUUCUAUGAGAGGCUGCUCUAACUCAUCAGAAGAGCCUUCUUGUGUGUGCAGCCACCUUCUUCGGAGGUCUGAGAAGGCAGACUUGCAAAUCAUGUUGUUAACAUGUUGGAGCUACUGUUAUAGCAGGAAUUCACUUUAUGUAUUUUAGACACAGACAAGCAGUUAACUUAUACUUUUUCCAGUGUUUCCACUACUUUUCAAUAAAAGGUUUUUUUCAAAAUUA